GUUUUCGCCGCCCAGAUCCGUCCACGCCGACAUGGAGGUGCUGUGAGCGGGAAACAUGAUUAAAGAUAACAACGAAAUUGUUCCACUAAUGGGCAAGAAAACAAACCUGCCUGGAAAUCCCCCUGCAAACCAGCAAGAGAAAAAGGUGACUGAAGGCACUCCCACCAAGAAAAGUUCCCACUUUUUCCUGGAGAUUGAUGGUUUUGAAAGCAAUGCCAGUCCCAAUAACACCUCUCCCCCUGUGUUUUCCAAACCCAUGGAUUCCAAUAUUCGCCCGUGUGCAUCUGCAAAUGGGGAAGACAUGGAUUCCCCUCAGUCUCUUCAGGAUGAUGCCACAGAGUACAGCCCUAAUGUGGACAGCUGUGGUGCUACCACAUGCCAAGACCCUGAGCUGAGGAGUGCCAGGAAGAAGCUGAAGAGGAACCUGUUCCGGGCAGUGUCCGAGGGGAACGCGGAGGAGCUGCAGCGGCUGCUGGCCGAGCUGAGGGAGCGCUCGGGCUCCUGCACCUCCCUGCCCGUGCCAGAUUACCUGAUGAAGAAGUUCACAGCUGCAGACACUGGCAAAACUUGUCUGAUGAAAGCUCUGCUGAACAUCAACCAGAACACAAAUGAGAUAGUGAACAUGCUCCUGUCCUUUGCAGAGGAAAAUGGCAUUUUGGAGAGAUUCAUCAAUGCAGCAUACACAGAAGAGGCAUAUAAAGGCCAGACAGCUCUAAAUAUUGCCAUUGAGAGGAGACAGUAUGAAAUCACCCAGAGCCUCAUAGAGAAAGGAGCAGAUGUCAAUGCUCAUGCCCAGGGUAUUUUCUUUAAUCCCAAGCACAAGCAUGAAGGCUUUUAUUUUGGUGAGACUGCCCUGGCUUUGGCAGCAUGUACCAACCAGCCAGACAUAAUUGAGCUGUUAAUGGACAAUGCCAGGACCAAUAUUUCCUCUCAGGAUUCCAGAGGAAACAACAUCCUCCAUGCAUUAGUGACCGUGGCAGAGGACUCCAAAACACAGAAUGAUUUUGUGAUCAGAAUGUAUGACAUGAUCCUGCUGAAAAGUAAAGACAGAACUCUGGAAACAACCAAGAAUAAGGAGGGUUUGACACCGCUGCAAUUAGCUGCAAAAACUGGGAAAUUAGAGAUUCUGAAGUACAUCCUGAGCAGAGAGAUCAGAGAGAAGCCAAACAGGAGCCUGUCAAGAAAAUUCACAGACUGGGCUUAUGGUCCUGUUCAAUCUUCUCUGUAUGACCUGACAGAGCUGGACACCACUGCUGACAACUCAGUGCUGGAAAUCAUUGUCUAUAAUACAAAUAUUGGUAAUCGUCACGAGAUGCUGACUUUGGAGCCUCUGAACUCACUGCUGAGGAUGAAAUGGAAGAAGUUUGCAAGGCACAUGUUCUUCAUGUCCUGCUGCUUUUAUUUCCUGUACAAUGUAACAUUAACAUUGGUUUCCUACCACAGGCCCAAUACAAACGAAGCUCCUCCUUAUCCACUGGCUCUGACUCAAGGAGUGGGGUGGCUGCAGUUGUCAGGACAGGUGAUGGUUAUGUUAGGAGCAAUAUUUUUAGCCAUAAAAGAGAGUGUGGCCAUCUUCCUGCUCAGGCCCUCAGACCUGCAGUCCAUUCUCUCUGAUGCCUGGUUCCACUUUGCAUUUUUUAUACAAGCUUUGCUUGUGAUCUUCUCUGUCUUUUUGUACUUGUUUUCCUACAAAGAACACCUGGUGUGUCUUGUUUUGGCAAUGGCCCUUGGCUGGGCCAAUAUGCUCUAUUUCACCAGAGGCUUCCAGUCCAUGGGCAUUUACAGUGUGAUGAUUCAAAAGGUCAUCCUGCAAGAUGUGAUCAAGUUUUUAGUUGUCUACAUUGUGUUUUUGCUGGGAUUUGGUGUAGCUCUGGCUGCCCUGAUUGAGACGUGCCAGGAGGGUGGGGAAUGCCAUGCCAACAGCAGCCUGGGACCUGUCCUGAUGGAUCUCUUCAAGCUCACCCUGGGUCUGGGUGACCUGGAGAUCCAGCAGAACUCCAAGUACCCCGUGCUGUUUCUCCUGCUCCUCAUAACUUUUGUUGUGCUGACUUUUGUUCUUCUCUUGAACAUGCUGAUUGCGUUAAUGGGAGAAACGGUGGAGGAUAUUUCUAAGGAGAGUGAGCACAUCUGGAAACUCCAGAGAGCCAGGACUAUUUUGGAAUUUGAAAAAUUCUUACCAAAAUGCCUGAGGAAAAAAUUCCAGCUGGGAGAACGGUGUAAAGUGGCUGAAAAUGACACCAGGGUGUGUUUAAGGAUUAAUGAAGUGAAAUGGACUGAGUGGAAAACCCAUGUUUCAUUUAUUAAUGAAGAUCCAGGGCCAACAGAUCCGAGCAAAAUUCAAGAUAAUUCAAGAACUAAUAGCAAAAACACCCUGAAUACAUUUGAAGAAACGGAUGAUUUGCCUGAAACUUCUGUUUAGUUGUGCUGUGCUUGACGUGUGGCUCUUCUGAAGGUUAAGAGCAUCAGCAGUGGGUGCUGAAAGCUUUGUGGUUGUUUUGGGCAGCUGUAGCCAGCUGGAACACAAACUUUCAGUGACACAGUCUGAUGGCUUGAACCCAUUUAUUCAGAGCAGCUGAGCUG
This is a messenger RNA of Lonchura striata (white-rumped munia), 2580 nucleotides long. RefSeq names its product transient receptor potential cation channel subfamily V member 3 (gene TRPV3). Lineage: Eukaryota; Metazoa; Chordata; Aves; Passeriformes; Estrildidae. Gene Ontology annotation, molecular function: protein binding; calcium channel activity. Gene Ontology annotation, biological process: actin filament organization; osmosensory signaling pathway; calcium ion import across plasma membrane. Gene Ontology annotation, cellular component: cilium; plasma membrane. The record is from RefSeq and is a predicted model, not a curated record.